CUCCAAAGCUGUAUAUAAUCACCAUAAAGUAACCAGAAUGAAUAAGGAAACACGUCCUGGUACUGAAGAGUCUCUAGUAGUUUCCUUAGAAUAAAAUAUAUUUAUUAGCGCUGUUGGAAAGGCCAAACCACAUAGCUCGCUGCCCAGCUGACUGUCACAACAAACGUCAGCUGAUCACGAGUGCUGCGUGAACUUGGACAGGCUGCGGCGAGGGAGACAGUGACUAAUUAAUGGACGUAAAACAUGGAGUAAUAAGGGAAUGAAGAGCCCGAUUAGCUGUGCGCAUGCUGAUGUGAGUACGGAGGAUUGAUCGCCGAGGAAGCUGGUGGUGACGUGAAGUUUCAAGUGUGCCACACUGCAGGGAAAACAGAAGUAAGCAAAGAGCACUUUGUUCAGUGAAUACCCUCCUGUCAGACCAAAUCACUGUUGAAGAUGUCUGUAGACUCAGCACCAAGGGACUUCCCAAUUCCUGAGAUCCCAUCAUGCCUGCAGCUUCGCACUGUCACCAAAGGCCUCAUACCAUUAGCCGAGUCCAAGAAGUUGGACAACUACCGGAUGGGAGCACAUGUGUGUCUGUGGGCACGGCAGGAAGGCAGAUCAAUGUUUGGGGAGUAUCGGGCUGCUGUCAUGAUGCAGUUGAGGUUUGAUGGGACCUUUGGCUUCCCUGGGGGCCUGGUGGAUAAGGGAGAGGAUAUGAUGAAAGGCCUCAACCGUGAGUUAAUGGAGGAAAUCGGCUGGGAUCCAUCAGCUCACCCAGUCACCUGGAGUGACUAUUACAGUACUCAGGUGGCCGGUGACCGCAAGCUGGUGCUACACUUCUUUAUCAAGGAGGUGACACUUGAGCAGUUCAUUGCCUUGGAGAAGUCUUGCCUUCAGAGCAGAGACUAUGGCAAGGAGGUAAUGGGCAGCAUACGAGUGCCUCUGUACACCAUGGACAACAUGUACAAUGGUCUGCCAGCCUUCCUCAACAACAAGUUUGCUGGUACAUCCAAGCAGCAGCUGCUUCUUGCCCUCCAUCAUUCGAAGCUGCUCACUGAGCAUGAGAUCAGUGAUGUGAUCCUCAAAAGCCAAAAUCUCAAGUUGGCUCCCAAUAGAUUUUAAUGCAUUAUUCUGUAUUAUGUAUGCUUGUCUGUCUGUCUACUGGAAGAUAAUUACAUAACAUUGAAAUGUAUUGUUGCUGCAGAUGUCCUUAUAAAUAAGUCUGUGAAGCAGGAAACAUAAUGUGUACAGCUAGUAAUUUUAUUCUCAGAAUUCUUGUAAGUCAUUUAAAAAAAAAAUUGGGUUGCACAAAAGUUUGAAUGCCAAAGUGUUAGAGUAAGGCUAUUUUAUUGGUAUACUUGUAUACAUGUGUACUAGUGUAUAUAUGAUUUAAAAUGCUGUUUAUUUUUUUCUUAUAAAAUUAUAAUUAUUUCUUAACCUACUCAUAGGUUGCAAUGUGAAUAUUGUUGAAAAUAAAGCUUUACAAUUUGUGAAA
Portunus trituberculatus (swimming crab) is the source of this 1474-nucleotide messenger RNA. Its product is annotated as U8 snoRNA-decapping enzyme-like. Lineage: Eukaryota; Metazoa; Arthropoda; Malacostraca; Decapoda; Portunidae. The transcript has 6 exons. Gene Ontology annotation, biological process: sno(s)RNA catabolic process; mRNA catabolic process. The coding region runs from base 433 to 1101 and encodes 222 amino acids. Gene Ontology annotation, molecular function: snoRNA binding; phosphodiesterase decapping endonuclease activity. Gene Ontology annotation, cellular component: nucleus. The record is from RefSeq and is a predicted model, not a curated record.